UUCGGAGGCAGAGCGCAAAAGUUAGUUCGAAGGGUGCCGGUAUGAAAAUCGUGUGGCGUUACGGAACAAAAACAUGGUAGAGACGUGCUUGAUUUUAUCGUGUGCAUUUCAAUUCAUUCACAGCUAAGAGUGUCAAUCAUUCUAAUUAUGUGAAAGUAAAUUAGUCAGAUAUACAAUAUUUUUGACUUUAAGGUUUAGUAAAACAGGCUCUUCCUCGGCAAGAAGCCUCUUUGUUGCAAUGGUAACAGUAAUGAAGUUGAUGCUCAUCGCAGUUAUUUACGCUUUUUCAGGUGUUUUUACUCCUGUAAUAGCAUCACGUGUACUUGAAUUAAGCGACAGAUUUUUGGAUAUUCAUAAAGAUGGGCAGUGGCUUGUUAUGAUGUAUGCACCAUGGUGUGCACAUUGCAAAAGAUUAGAACCAAUUUGGGCUCAUGUAGCACAACAUUUACAUGCGACAUCAAUAAGAGUUGGAAGAGUUGAUUGUACUAGAUUUACAAGUGUUGCUCAUGCUUUUAAAGUUAAAGGAUUUCCAACUAUUGUAUUUUUAAAAGGUGAGCAAGAAUUUACAUACCAUGGGGAUAGAACAAGAGAUGAAAUAGUAAAAUUUGCAUUAAGAGUAAGUGGUCCGCCUGUUCAAGAAAUAACAAAAACUCAAAGUUUUGACACGAUUAAAAAGGAACGUGAUCUGUACUUUUUAUAUGUUGGAGAACGAUCUGGACCAUUAUGGGAAUUUUAUCAUAAGACUGCAGAUGUGUUCCAACCACAUGCAUUUUUCUAUCAAUCUCAUCCAACUGUUGUUAGUAAACAUGCUCCUGUGGAAAAUAUUCCAGCAUUGUUUGUCUAUAAGGAAAAUUUACAUUAUAAUUUUAGUGGACAUGACAUAGAUAAUAUAGAAAAACUAAAUGAGACAAUGUAUAAAUGGAUAAAUGCAGAACGUUUUCCUACAUUCCCAAAAGUAACAAGAGGAAAUAUAAAUCAACUUUUUUUAACAAAUAAAAAUUUAGUAUUGGCAGUAGUAGAAGAAAAUCAACUAGAAGAAAUACCACCACACAUGAUGAGAUUCAAAGAUAUGGUUGAAUCUAUAAUUAAAAGUAAACGAGAAAAAUAUCACGAUCAUUUUCAGUUUGGUUGGAUAGCUAGUCCAGAUCUAGUCAAUAGUAUAGCAAUGAUGGUUUUACCAUUACCAAGUUUAAUUGUUAUUAAUACUACAACAAAUCACCAUCAUAUUCCAGAAGAUGAAACAGAAAAACUGACUCCUCAUGUGAUAGAGUUGUUCCUAGAGCAAAUUCGAAAUGAAAGUGCUCCGCGAUAUGGUGGAAACAGUUGGUUGAUACGUAUAUAUAGAUCGUGGUUUGAAUUAAAAACAACUCUUUCCGCAAUGUGGAUGGGUAAUCCCAUUUUAACAAUGGUCUUGUUUGGUUUACCAGCAGGAUUUUUGUCAUUAAUAUGUUAUGGUAUUUGUUGUCCAGAUAUUUUAGAUGCAGAUGAUGAUGAAGAAGACCAUCCAGGAGCAAAUCAUAUGAAAAAAGAUUAAAAUUGGAUUAUUAUAUUGUUUAUAUUAAACAGUUUUAUAAAAUUUUUAAUCUGUAAUUUCUAAUUUCAUUUAGUCAGUAAAAUGAGAGAUUUUAUGAAUUAUAAAUAGGAUGAUAAAGAUAAAUUACCUUAGCUAAAUGGAACUUUCAUAAGACAAUACAAAUCAUGUAAGUAAACGAGCUUUUUUAAACCACAUAAAAAAAUUUGUCUCAUAUUACAUAAUAUAAUUGAAGUAUGAAAAUGUAUUAAGUUUCAUGUGAAGAAUGUACGUGGUAAAUAAUGUUCUGUAUACUUAUAUUUGAAAUUACAAAUAUAUGUUUAUUUGUAUAAAUAUAGUGAAGAGUACCUCAUA
Frieseomelitta varia is the source of this 1885-nucleotide messenger RNA. RefSeq names its product protein disulfide-isomerase TMX3 (gene Tmx3). Gene Ontology annotation, molecular function: protein disulfide isomerase activity. The record is from RefSeq and is a predicted model, not a curated record. Lineage: Eukaryota; Metazoa; Arthropoda; Insecta; Hymenoptera; Apidae. Gene Ontology annotation, cellular component: endoplasmic reticulum. The coding region runs from base 239 to 1534 and encodes 431 amino acids. The transcript is spliced from 11 exons. Gene Ontology annotation, biological process: peptidyl-cysteine oxidation.